This is a messenger RNA of Capronia coronata CBS 617.96, 1629 nucleotides long. RefSeq lists its product as uncharacterized. Bases 1 to 1629 code for a protein of 542 amino acids. The transcript has a single exon. The record is from RefSeq and is a predicted model, not a curated record. NCBI's taxonomy places the organism in Eukaryota, Fungi, Ascomycota, Eurotiomycetes, Chaetothyriales, Herpotrichiellaceae.
AUGAAGGCUUCAAAAUUUAUGUUCAUCAACAAGGACGCUCAAUCCGAAUCACUUUCUCACAGUAAUAGACAUGAACGCAUCUCAAUCCACAGUCAUGUACAGAAAUGUCAGAGAUACAAGAAAGCAGAAGGCCGUGUGAGUCACGCGACUCCGUUGCGCCUGCUCCAGCCGGGCAACCGAUCUGGCAAUCCAGGUCAUCGACCUGAGCAGUCGGGCGACGAUGUCUUAACCGCCUCCGAGCAGUCAACUGCUCCCAAACACAAUGCAGGCCAUGUCCAUGUAGCGCCUUGGGAAAUGUCGCCCAUUAACGGCCCUAAGCAGACCUCGCCUCACAUCAUUCCAGUCUUCCCAGCCUCGGCGGAGGAAAGCUUUGACCCCUUCGACGUGACUUGUAUCACGGUCGAUGCAGCGGUACACAGCCUCCUGCAGUAUUUUCUGCGGGUCCACCAUCCCAAUAUCUGGCAUAUUGAACGAGCCGUUCGGUUGGACCACCAGUAUACAUUUCGCUCCGAUGCCAUGUCCAUUGUGCAGGGCUGCUUGCACGAUCAGUACAACAUGUAUGCCCUUCUUGCUUCCAUGGCCAGCUACAUGACCUAUAUCGAUGGGAUCCCUUCGCCCGCAGAUGGGACCUACUACAUCCACAAAGCCCUAAAGGCUUCGCAGGAAUAUGUACACAGCCGCCAACCCAUCACUGGGAGGAUGGUUUUCAACAUCUUCAACCUCGGCUGCGCAGAAUGGUACCGAUAUAAUGUCGAUGCGGCAUAUGUGCAUCUUAAAGCUGCAAAAUCGAUGGUGGAUUCGAUGGGCGGUCUCAAGAUCUUGGACGGGCCACUCAUAGACCUCCUCCUGACUGGUGACGGCUAUGUUGCGGCCGAGCUUAGAGCGAAGCCUCUCUGGUCCGCGUCCGAUUUCGAACCUGGUGAUGACCAUCCCAUGACGACCUAUGGCAUCUGUGAACUUCGGAAACUGCUAUCUGGCAGAGUGAAGAUAGCAGCAGGACUACUUACUCCCACCCAGCAAGACAUCGUCCCGGCAGACCUACGCUGGAUCAUUCUCGACCUAGCGGUCGCGCUGUCGGUACUCCGGGCAUCUCAGUCAUCGGACAGAGCAGCAGAUAAACCUCCAUCAGAUAGUCUUCACUGGGUCCAUAUCCGAACCCUGACGAUUCGACAUCGCCUUCUGUCCAUGCAGCUCGACGACCCUCGUAGCGGCGCACUCCGCACCGCUCUUGUUUUGUGGAUCUUUCUGAUCUUCACCGUCUCAGGGCGCAAGAGAUCGAUCAAAAUCAUUGCACCAUUUUUACGCGAAACGCUCCUUAGCAUUGCUGACGAGCUUUGGGCCGGACAUGAAGAGGUGCAACUUUGGAUACUCAGCGUUGGUUCUUUCUGUGCAGCGCCGGAUAGCGAGGACCACCGGUGGUUUGUGGAUGAAGUGGCCAACCGGUUGACUGGUGCGCUGGACGACCUUGACACUAUUUCUGAACUACUCCGCGCGCAGUCUCAAAAGUUCUUCUACCUAGAGCCGGCGCAAAGCUCUGUCUUGCAGACUCUGGCUGAGGACAUUCAUAAGAGGAGAGUCCCAGGAAAAGGUGAUACAUCCAGGUAUGGAACGGCUUUCAAGGCUAUGUAA